GAACAUAAAUAAUUUUAAACUCGUCUUUUAUUUCAGCAUUUUUAUGGGGAAGCUGGGAUUGGGGAAUUAUUGAACGAGAGCAUUACUUCUGGGCAACCACCGUCAGUGGAAAUGGCGCUAAUUCUCACCGGCGGCUCUUCGCUGGCGGGACUGGGGUCAACAACAGCGAAAUGCAGAAAUCGAAGCCCUUUCAGAGUCUUCGCUACUGAAUUUCCGCCUUUUCUUCCCAAGGAAGUGGAGAGAAUCAAAGACCCAUUCGCUCGGAAGCUAGCUAAACGAAUUGAGAGGCUGCCCGUUCAGGUUACCUUUUCUGAGAGAUGUAUCAUGAGUAGCUGUGUGAAACCAUUUGUACAAAGUGUAAUGAGUCCAGUGGUUCUCCUCCAUGGUUUUGACAGCUCCUGUUUAGAAUGGAGAUAUAUGUAUCCAUUGCUUGAGGAGGCUGGUUUGGAGACAUGGGCUGUUGACAUUCUUGGUUGGGGUUUCUCUGAUUUAGAAAGGCUUCCAUCAUGUGACGUGACAUCCAAGCGAGAUCACCUCUAUCAGUUUUGGAAGUUCUAUAUCAAAAAGCCAAUGAUGUUGGUUGGGCCAAGCCUUGGUGCUGCAGUUGCAAUUGACUUUGCUGCCAACCAUCCUGAUGCUGUUGAUAAGCUGGUUUUGAUUGAUGCAAGUGUAUAUACAGAAGGCACAGGAAACCUGGCAAAGUUACCUAGAAUAGCAGCUUAUGCUGGGGCCUAUUUGUUAAAGAGCAUCCCUGUGCGCUUCUAUGCAAAUCGUUUGGCCUUCAAUGGUAUAUCAUUCAGUUCACGCUUAGAUUGGACCAAUGUUGGCCGCUUACAUUGUCUAUUGCCUUGGUGGGAGGAUGCAACUGUUGAUUUUAUGAUUAGUGGGGGUUAUAAUGUCAGCUCUCAAAUAGAGAAGGUAAAACAAAGGACACUUGGCCGUGAUGCAGCGAAGAACAUGUCACUGAAGAAGCACCUGGACAGGACAAAGCAGCGGAUUUGGAUCGACAUUCCUCCAGGCUACACCGCCUCGCUUAACGAUUGGUGCACAUCGUGGACCUGGGAGCUUGGCAUUAUAUGCCGACAGUAUGCUCCAGUCACGACCUUCAGCUGGCCGCAAGUGACUCAAAAGCAGUGCAUGGUUCUUUGCAUGUGCAUUUUGCAUGAUCCCGAUACUAGCGCAGAGGAGUUGCUGCCGGACCUUUAUUUGAGAACACACCAACGACGAUUAGAGGAGUGGUGCGAGGGUGCGUAG
Malania oleifera is the source of this 1254-nucleotide messenger RNA. Its product is annotated as alpha/beta hydrolase domain-containing protein VTE7-like. NCBI's taxonomy places the organism in Eukaryota, Viridiplantae, Streptophyta, Magnoliopsida, Santalales, Ximeniaceae. The record is from RefSeq and is a predicted model, not a curated record. The coding region runs from base 112 to 1254 and encodes 380 amino acids. The transcript has 11 exons.